Molecule: messenger RNA, 1084 nt
Organism: Drosophila nasuta
Lineage: Eukaryota; Metazoa; Arthropoda; Insecta; Diptera; Drosophilidae
Gene: Ubc10
Product: ubiquitin conjugating enzyme 10
Exons: 1
Coding region: 271-735 (154 amino acids)
Source: RefSeq, a predicted model, not a curated record
UUUGCAAUAAUCGCCUAAAAAAGCCGGAUAUUGAAAAGCUGCACAACUCUGAUGAGUAAAAGAAAAUUAACAGAGCUUGUCACAAUAAAAUGUGAAAAAAGUGUGCGAAAUUAGCACUGAAUCCUCGAUAGCCGUAAAAAACUAUAACAAAGUAAAAGCGAUUGCAUCAUCUGUAGACUACAUCCCGACGACAUAUUUGGAGCGGUGUAUUCCACCAUCGAUUUGGUGCAAGUUAAACAACACACACACACAUUUACAUAUAUUUAAAAAAUGACUGCACCGCGACGUCUGCGCAAGGAGCUUGUGGAUUUGCAGGAAAGUAGCUUAAAAUCGUUUCGUGACAUCAAGGCCGACGAUGAUAAUCUGCUACGCUGGACGGGCUUGAUUGUGCCCGACAAUCCACCAUACAACAAGGGAGCGUUCCGCAUCGAAAUCAACUUUCCGGCCGAAUAUCCCUUUAAGCCACCAAAGAUUAGUUUCAAAACGAAAAUCUAUCAUCCCAACAUCGAUGAGAAAGGUCAGGUGUGUUUGCCCAUCAUUAGCACCGAAAACUGGAAGCCGGCAACUCGCACCGAUCAAGUGGUUCAAGCACUGAUAGCCCUCAUCAACGAUCCGGAGCCAGAGCAUCCGCUGCGCGCUGAAUUGGCCGAGGAGUUUCUCAAGGAUAAGAAGAAGUUUGUGAAGAAUGCCGAGGAUUACACCAGGAAACACAGCGAAAAGCGUCCAGCCGAUUAGUGCCACUAUAACGAUGAUGAAGCUGAUGCCGAGAGAAAACCAAACUAAAUUUCCUACUCCUUCCUGUUCCUUCCUCAUUUCAUGAAUUGUAAUCCUCCCCACAAAAUUUUGUUUAGAAUGUUGAUGAAUGAUGUAAGCGUUGCAGUUAGAAAACUUUGCAACUUGUCAAAAUUGUAAAGAAAACGAAAAUGAAAGUGAAAAACUCCCGUUCAAUAAUUGUAGUAGAAAUGAAUUUGCAUUAAUUGUUUUUAAAUAUGAAAGUCGCCAGCAAUGAUCAUGGAUCAUUUAGGCAAAGCAAACAUAUGUAUGUAAUAAUAAUAUACUAUAUAUACAUUUAAUUAACACUCAA